Molecule: messenger RNA, 1722 nt
Organism: Aspergillus pseudoviridinutans
Lineage: Eukaryota; Fungi; Ascomycota; Eurotiomycetes; Eurotiales; Aspergillaceae
Exons: 3
Coding region: 1-1722 (573 amino acids)
Cellular component (GO): endoplasmic reticulum
Molecular function (GO): heme binding; molybdenum ion binding; oxidoreductase activity
Source: RefSeq, a predicted model, not a curated record
AUGGCCGCUUCGGAUCCGAUGUGGUGGCGUGACGAACGCUAUGCCAUUUAUGAUCUCAAUGUGAAUUCUGCUGCUGCGUACCCUCAACACAACGAAGUCCUUGAUCUUGCGACGGCUGGGGAAUCCUACACCGCCAAGGGGUAUGCAUAUGCUGGAGGAGGCCGAAGAGUCACUAGAGUCGAGAUCUCGCUGAACAAAGGCAAAUCUUGGCGUUUGGCGAACAUUCAGUAUGCUGAAGACAGGUACCGCGACUUUGAUGGCGAAUUGUUCGGCGGCAAAGUCGACAUGCCCUGGCGUGAAUCAUGUUACUGCUGGUGUUUCUGGUCUCUGGAUAUUCCUGUGUCCGAUCUGGAAGCUAGCGAUGCCCUGCUAGUGAGAGGUAUGGAUGAAGCGAUGAGCGUCCAACCGCGCGACAUGUACUGGUCCGUUCUCGGAAUGAUGAACAAUCCUUGGUUCCGAGUAACGAUCACAAAACAGAAUGGGACCUUGUUGUUCGAACACCCCACGCACCCUGUCAUGGCUGGCGGUUGGAUGGAACGCGUCAAAAAGGCUGGCGGCGAUCUGACCAACGGCAACUGGGGAGAGAGACAAGAAGGGGAAACAUUGGUAGAACCUCAACCUGUGAAGGAAAUCAACAUGAAGAAGGAAGGCUUGAAUCGGAUUAUCAGUCUCGAAGAGUUCAAGAAAAGCAAUGAGGAGGGCGCGCAUUGGUUUAUAGUGAAGGGGGAAGUGUAUGACGGAAAGCCGUUCCUUGAAGGUCACCCGGGAGGAGCACAGAGCAUCGUCUCUUCCAUCGGGUUGGAUGUGACUGAGGAUUUUUCCGAAAUCCAUAGCGAGACGGCGAAAGCAAUGAUGCCCAACUAUCACAUCGGCACAAUGGAGGAGGCGUCCCUGAAGGCGCUCAAAGAAGCCGGCAAAAGAGAAGAGCCCAGCGAGCCUCGUGCACUCUUCCUCCAACCACGGUCAUGGACGAAGGCGAAACUUGCAGCAAAGCGGGAUGUCUCCUGGGAUACACGCAUCUUCACUUUCGAACUGGAACACCAGAAGCAAAAGCUGGGCCUGCCGAUUGGACAACAUAUGAUGAUCAAGGUCCAGGAUCCCACAACGAAAGAAACUAUCAUUCGAUCAUACACCCCGCUCUCCGAUCCCAGCAAAGAGGGGUCAGUUGAUGUGCUCAUCAAGGUGUACUUCCCAACGCCAACCGUACCCGGUGGAAAAAUGACACUGGCCCUCGACCAGCUUCCCCUGGGCUCAAUGAUCGAGUGUAAAGGCCCUACAGGCCGGUUCGAGUAUCUCGGAAACGGCAGGGUUAUCAUCAGCGGUAAGGAGCGGCGCGUACGCUCCUUCAAGAUGAUUUGCGGCGGUACUGGUAUCACCCCGAUCUUUCAAGUUCUCCGCGCAGUGAUGCAAGACCCUCAAGAUCCCACAUCGUGCGUUGUCCUCUUUGGGAACAGACAAGAGGAGGAUAUCCUGUGUCGAGCCGAGCUCGAUGCAAUUGAGGCGUCAGAUAAGAACAAGUGCGCGAUUGUACAUACUCUCAGCAAAGCACCAGACACGUGGACUGGCCGGAGGGGACGUAUCGGUGAAGCACUUCUGAAGGAGUUUGCCGCGCCUGACGAUGAGAGCAUGGUACUCAUCUGCGGGCCUGAGCCGAUGGAAAAUUCUGCCAAGACGAUCCUUUUAGCCCAAGGGUGGAAAGAGUCCAAUCUCCAUUUCUUCUAG